AUGGCCACAAAGCCUCUUAUCCUUGCCAUCUACAUCGUCACCUUCCUGACUGGCCUCCCUUCCAACCUGCUGGCUGGCUACGCCUUCCUGAGGAAAGUGCGCCAGAAGGCAACCCCCAUGGAUGUCUUCUUGCUCAACUUGACCAUCUCUGAUCUUAUCCUUCUGCUGAUUUUGCCUUUCAAGAUGGCAGAGGCCUCUUCAGAUGUCCCCUGGCCUCUCCCUGCCUUCCUUUGCCCCCUCACCAACUUCUGUUUCUUCAGCAGCAUUUACAGCAGCACUCUCUUCCUUACAGGGGUCAGCAUAGAGCGCUACCUGUGCAUCGCCUACCCCAUCAAGUUCAAGUCGGAACGUAGACCGACCUAUGUAAUAGUGGCCAGUCUCUUCUUCUGGUUUCUGGCUUGUUUCCACUGCACCAUCAUCUACACUGUUCAAUACCACCCCGAGUCCCAACCCAUGUCUCACAACUCUAUGUGUUAUGAGUCAUUCUCCAAUGGCCAGCUUAAAAUCCUCCUCCCUGUCCGACUGCAACUCUGCAUUCUCCUCUUCUUCCUCCCUUUCAUCAUCACCCUUUUCUGCUACAUUAGGAUCAUUUGCAUCCUGACCUCCUUGCCCCACAUCAAACCCCAGAGGAAGAAACGGGCCGUGGGCCUGGCAGUGGCCACUCUGCUCAAUUUUGCUGUUUGCUUUGGGCCCUUUAACAUCUCUCACCUUGUGGGCUACAUUCAGUUCUGGAGCCCUGAAUGGAGGGUGUAUGGCUUCCUCCUCAGCUCUUUCAACAGCACUUUGGACCCUGUCAUCUUCUACUUCUCCUCCACUGCCAUCCAACAAACCUUUGCUCACUGCUGGCAGGCAAUGCACUGCAAGCUGCUGACUGUUGCAUCCCAGUGGUCUUUGCCUUGCUGCAGGACUGCUGGAGAACCCGACAAAGAAGCAGGAGCAGGUGGUAUAUCGACAUCUGGUGAACUGGCAGGGGCUGCCAUCCCUACGGAAGCCUCCUUUGUCCAAACUGCAAGGGUCUGUGAGAUCAGAGCCUUGAGCCCCCAGCAAGUACAAGUGCUUCGCGCAGGACUACGAGGCUACACAGAAGCCAUCCUACAUUGCCCAGAGCUGCAAGAGUAUAAAGAACAGAACGGCGCAGAUACAAAUCUUCCAGAUGGAUCAGAUCUUUCCUAA
Podarcis raffonei (Aeolian wall lizard) is the source of this 1173-nucleotide messenger RNA. RefSeq names its product free fatty acid receptor 2-like. The coding region runs from base 1 to 1173 and encodes 390 amino acids. Gene Ontology annotation, cellular component: plasma membrane. Gene Ontology annotation, biological process: G protein-coupled receptor signaling pathway; cellular response to fatty acid. The transcript has a single exon. Gene Ontology annotation, molecular function: G protein-coupled receptor activity. The record is from RefSeq and is a predicted model, not a curated record. Lineage: Eukaryota; Metazoa; Chordata; Lepidosauria; Squamata; Lacertidae.